Messenger RNA from Rhincodon typus (whale shark), 1714 nucleotides. Its product is annotated as tripartite motif-containing protein 44. The record is from RefSeq and is a predicted model, not a curated record. The transcript has 6 exons. Lineage: Eukaryota; Metazoa; Chordata; Chondrichthyes; Orectolobiformes; Rhincodontidae. Bases 394 to 1245 code for a protein of 283 amino acids. Gene Ontology annotation, molecular function: zinc ion binding.
AAUAGCCUUACGUUAUAUUUAAAUUGAAAACCGUAUAUAUUUCCCUUCUACGCAAGUGGCGUUUUGAAAUUAGGGCGCUUUUUGCCCUCAGAAACCACAGGUCACGGAGAUGCCGUCAAACCCGGAAGCUGUGUGAAUUAUUUUAGAAAACGAGUUGAGAACGCGAUUCUGAGCCCUUCAAACCUUUCCGCUUCCUGUAGUGACUGUUCCCUGAUAUAAUUAAAAGUCGGUAUAUUUUCUGUAAAGAAAUCUUUGCGUCGGGUUUAGGAAAGCAGCUCUGAAGCAGGCUGUUUUGAAGAAAGAGGAGAGGGGUGCUCAGAGCUUUGCACUGGAUAGAUACAGUGUGGCGACGGCGUGCUGAUGUACAUUGUUGCAGCUGCAUAGUGGGCCCGAAUGGCGAGCGAGGGCCCCAGCAACAGCAGUUUAACGUGCGCGGACGAGCCUGCUCCGGACGGCUUCUGCGAUGUAUGCGAGCCGGACGAGGCACGGCUCGCCCUCAAGCUCUGCGACGUCUGCUGUCUCUCCUUCUGUGAGCUGCACGCCCGCGAGCACGACGCGAAGCCGGCCCGGCGCCAGCACGGGCUCCGGGACUUCCAGGCAGCCACUGAAAGCCCGGGGUCCCAGCCGUCGGACGCGGCUAACAAGGCGGAAGCCUCUGAUGGAGAUGGGAAGCAAGGCGAGAGGAAGAAAUGCGUGGAUCACAACCAGGAGAUUACACUUUACUGCAAAGACGACGAGAAGAUCAUUUGCGUCCUGUGCGCCCUAGGCCCCCACCGUCAGCAUCAACUGAUCACACUGGACGAAGCCUACCUAGCCCUGAGAAAUCGACCUCCCAUUGACCUGAAGGGUGCCAUGAUGGAGAUGGUGGAACGGCUGAAGAUGAAAAGCUCAGACCCCAAUGUGACUCAGGGACAGAUGGAGGACUGCAUUAAGCAGGAAUUUGCUAAAAUGAGGCAGUUGGUGACCGAGGAAGAGCGCAAAGCCCUUCACCUGGUGGACCUCCAGGAGGCAGUGGCCACGGCCCACGUAGCUGAGCUGAUUGCUGAGAUAAAUGUCACCAUGGAGAAGCUCACUGAGGAGAUGCAGGAGAUCACAAGGCAGUUGAAUGCCUUUAAUCAACUGGCACUGCUGAAACCAAAGGUUAUUGAAGAGAAACCCAGGGAAAACUCCCACAGAGAUGAUUCUCCUCCUCCAGGGAGAGGUGGCUGUUUUAGCGAUGCCCCCAGUGCUAAUGGACCUUGGUGAAGUAAGCAAAGGUGGAGGUGUUCCUGAUUCUUUUUUUUCCAACUGGUUUUCACCAGUUUCUCCAAACUGAAGUGCUUGAUUCUGACAUAGGAUUCAAUCAGUGAUUUUAUAACUAAUAUGUUGACCUGAUGACAUUUGAAAUUUGAAGCUUCUGAGUGAAUGAGCAAAGUUUUUAAUCACUGGACACCACUAUCUCUGAGCUGGAAAUCGAGGACAGCCCAGUCGCCACCAGCAAGAGGUAAUCAUUGUUUGCAGAGCUGAUGCCUGAAUGGAGGGCCAGUCUGUAAAUUACAACCCGAACAACCUCAGUACAGAUAUUCUUCAUAUUUGUAUUGUUCUGCUGACCAGAAUGUGCUCAAUUUACAGACAAGACUGUUAUACACUGAAUAAAAGCUGAAAGAACUGCAGAUGCUAUAAAUCAGGAACAAAAACAGAAGUUGCUGGAAAAGCUCAGCAGGUCUGGCAGCAU